AUGAGUUCAGCAGUGGCGAGUAAGGGUAUGAAUCAAGGUAGUGAGUUUGAUGAUAACAAGGACAUGUGUCCUAUCUGUAAGACAGAUAGGUAUCUUUCACCGGAUGUGAGGUUUUUGGUGAAUCCUGAAUGUUAUCACAAGAUCUGCGAAUCCUGUGUAGAUCGUAUAUUCAGUUUAGGUCCUGCACCAUGCCCAUAUAAGAGUUGUGAUAAGAUCCUGAGAAAGAACAAAUUUAAGACACAGAUAUUUGAUGACGUUGGUGUUGAAAAAGAGGUUGAUAUCAGGAAACGUGUAUUCAAUGUGUUCAAUAAGACAUUAGAGGAUUUUGACAAUGAUCUAGAGGCAUAUAAUAAGUACCUUGAAGAAGUGGAAGAUAUAGUAUACAAGUUGGAUAAUAAGAUUGAUGUUGUGGAGACCGAAGAGAAGCUCCGGACAUAUGAAGAGCUAAACAAACAGCUGAUUAUGAACAAUAUGGAACGGAGCAAGAAAGAUCUGGAGAAUUUCGAGCAAAGACAACAAUUCGAGAAAGAGAUGAGGAUGAAGAAGAGAAUGCUGGAGAGACAAAUAGAGUCGGAGGACAAGAUGAACAAGGAAUGGGCUAAGAGAGAGAUUGUUAACAGGUUAGCAAGCUCUACAAACGCUGAUGAUGUAAUUGAGGGUGUUAAGAAUACUGUUAAAUUAAAGAAGUCCUCAGCGAGAAGAAAACUUGAGGAAAUCAACCGUGUAUUACAAAAUAAUCCAUACAGUAGUUUGAUGUUAAGCCAAGGUUUAAGUAGGAAAGAAGACAACGUUCCGUUUACACCAUUCAAUGGUGAUAGAGACUUAGAUAAGCGUUACACCAUUGACCAGGAAUCGUAUGAUGACCCAUUCAUCAAAGAUUUGGAAAACAGAAAGGAUUAUAUUGCUUCUGGUUUCAGAUCAGACUUUGUCUAUGAUAGAAUGCUGACUGAGGCUUUUAUGGGUUUAGGCUGUGUCGUGGCAGAAGAAGUAUGA
Messenger RNA from Nakaseomyces glabratus, 993 nucleotides. It is a transcript of the gene TFB3, whose product is annotated as TFIIH/NER complex subunit TFB3. The record is from RefSeq and is a predicted model, not a curated record. Gene Ontology annotation, molecular function: cyclin-dependent protein serine/threonine kinase activator activity. Lineage: Eukaryota; Fungi; Ascomycota; Saccharomycetes; Saccharomycetales; Saccharomycetaceae. Gene Ontology annotation, cellular component: transcription factor TFIIH holo complex. Gene Ontology annotation, biological process: nucleotide-excision repair; positive regulation of cyclin-dependent protein serine/threonine kinase activity; regulation of transcription by RNA polymerase II.